GCUGGCAGUUAGAGCCUGUUACCAGGAAUAUUACCAGGAUUAUAAAGAUCAUCAAGUAGAUCCCGAAACUUACCUUAUAGAGGCCCCACAGCGAGAGCACACAGUAGGAGACAAUGAUCAGCCACUUGAGCACGGGUGGGAAGCACAGAGUGGUGGCCGUCACCAGGGGCAGAGCACCUGAAAGAAACAAACAAAAUAAACGGAGAGCGGAAGAGAUAGUUAGCACACGUAGUCUGGCCACCGAUAAUGCGGCUCCCCAGUCGGAAAUCAAAGCUCGAACGCGAUGGAGCGACAUCUCACAGCUUCCGCUUGCCUAAUCUUUCUAAUCGCCUUGGUCAUCCAAGGUUCGAUGGGCGGCGUUUUCAAGGAGCUAACCACGCCGCUGGGUCAAGAGAUCAUGCGGAUCGCCAAGUCGGCGGAGAUACGCUCUUUUAUGGACACCAAUGUGGCUCCCUGUGAUGAUUUCUACAAACACGCCUGUGGCAACUUUGCAGUGAUUAACGCUGCCACCCAGAAGAAGGAUACCAAUAUGGCACGGCUGCUGUUCGACAACUACCUACGUCGGGUUAGGCAGCUGCUAAAGGAGCCCCGAAUCAGCACAGAUCGCCCCAUGGAGGUGAGGGUUAAGUACUUCUACGAAUCCUGCCUGAACACAACGGCCUUGCGGAUGAAGCAGCGCUCCCAUGUACUGAGUGUCUUGAGGGAGUUCGGUGGCAUGCCUGUUAUGCAGGGAAAGGAUUGGGAUCAGACCGGAUUCGAUGCUCUCGAGAUGAUGGCCCGGCUACUGCGACGCUACGGAAAGAGGACUCUUCUGGGUGUCCAAGUGGCUCCGGAUUUCGCCAACUCCCAGAUCAAUCGCCUGUACCUGGGUCAGAGGGACGACCUGAGUGACAGCAGUCCGUUCGACAGGUAUACAGUGCUUAGGAAGAGCCUCAUGACUUUACUGGGCGUGCCGGAGGACCGAGCUGAUGAAGCUGCUUGGAAGGUAUUCGAUUUGGAAACGAAACUAUUCCGCAAGGUUCUCGAACCAGGAACAGAUCGUGAUCCGCGCCUGAAGAGUCACCUGACCCUGUUGCCCAACAUGAGCGACACCUACGGACCGAUUCUAAACCUGACUCGCUUUGUGAACAUCUGGUUGGGUCACGAUUACAAUCUGCCGGUCUACGAGUCAGUGCCCAACUACCUUUUCCAGGUGAACAAGAUCCUGUUGAGCACCCCCAAACAUGUGCUGGCCAACUAUAUGCUGUCCAGUCUUCUAGAGGACUUUGAGAUCGAUCAGAGUGAGGGUCGCCAGGAGGCGAUCUGUGCGGAGAAGAUCACAAGUCUAUUUCCCGAUGUGGUGGACCACAUGGUGUUUCAUUCACUGCAGCAGCAAAGUCCCCACAUAGCCAACGAGUUGAGGAGUCUUUGGGCGGAACUGAAGACCUCGUUCCAGGAGAUUCUGAGCUCGCCCGAUCUUAAAUGGCUGGAGGAAGCCACGCGUAAGGAGAUGCUGGAAAAGCUCAAGGCGAUGUCCUUUGAAAUAGCCGGCGAUCAGGCUGUAGACUUCGAGGAGCAGUAUGGCGAACUGGUGGUCAGCUCCGCCGACUACUACGGCAAUGUUCAGCGAUUGUUGGAAGUGCAGGGCAAAAAUCUCCGCAAGGAUCUGAUGCGGGAAUCCAGGAUCACGAACUACUAUAAAGGUGUGAUCGGAUCUCCAUUCUACGUGACGGAAACCAAUCUGGUGGUGCUGCCCACCAGCUUUAUGCAGCAUCGCUAUCUCUGGGACGACGUUUAUCCGGCUGCCCUCAAGUACGGCACUCUGGGUUUCAUCCUUGGUCACGAGAUGGCCCAUGCAUUCGACGACGUAAGCCGACUCUUCGACAGCAGGGGCAACCUAAACGACACCUGGAGCAGGCAGACCAAACUGAGCUUCGAAUUGAAUAAGAAAUGUCUGGCCGAACAGUUUGGGGAGAUGGAGUACGACGGCACUUCGUUGCCAAAGUUUGAAUCGCAGGGUGAGAACAUAGCAGACAAUGUGGGCAUUCGCAUUGCUCAAUCGGCAUUUAGCAAGUGGUUGAAGCAAUUGAACAGCCAGGAAGCGGAGAAACUACCCAACUUGUCCCAGCCGCCGAAGCAGCUCUUCUACCUCGGCUUGGCGCAGUCCAUGUGCUCGGAUACGUGGGUGGGCAGACUAGCCUCCGUCCUCUACAGUGUGCAUCCGCCGAAUGAGUCCCGAGUGUUUGCCAUGAUGACUAAUUCACCGGCCUUCGCCGAGGCCUUCCAGUGUAGUAACACGACGCGUAUGAAUCCCCCACACAAAUGUUCAAUGUAUUGAGAUUUCCCUUGUAUCUCAGAGAUUACGCACAUGGCGUAUAUAUAUGUCUAAUAAAUAGUUCCGCAUACAGGCA
This is a messenger RNA of Drosophila biarmipes, 2390 nucleotides long. RefSeq names its product neprilysin-1. Gene Ontology annotation, molecular function: metalloendopeptidase activity. The record is from RefSeq and is a predicted model, not a curated record. Gene Ontology annotation, cellular component: plasma membrane. NCBI's taxonomy places the organism in Eukaryota, Metazoa, Arthropoda, Insecta, Diptera, Drosophilidae. Bases 284 to 2317 code for a protein of 677 amino acids. Gene Ontology annotation, biological process: protein processing. The transcript has a single exon.